Molecule: messenger RNA, 1964 nt
Organism: Dermatophagoides pteronyssinus (European house dust mite)
Lineage: Eukaryota; Metazoa; Arthropoda; Arachnida; Sarcoptiformes; Pyroglyphidae
Biological process (GO): regulation of DNA-templated transcription
Cellular component (GO): nucleus
Source: RefSeq, a predicted model, not a curated record
AACAUCAUGAAAAACCGGAAAUCUAUUUGAUUGAAAACCCAAAAAAAAAAAUAACAAAUUCGAUGUCUACCAAUUUUCUAUUAUCACCAUCAUUAUCGAUGAUUUUAGAAAAUCAUCAUCAUCAUUAUUUGGAUAGUUUGGGUGUAACAAACCAAGAAUUUUGUUCACCAACAACAACAUCUUCAUCAUUAAUGCCAUCGACUCAUCAUCAACAUCAAAAUCCGCAUCAUAAUUCAGUGAAUAUUCUUUCAGGACAGCAAACAAUACCACUACUUUCACCGCCACCACCACCAUCAUCAUCAUCAUCAGGAAUCGUUUCUAUUCCGGCUUCUGCGGCAAUUGCUGCAAUACCAUCAUCAUCAUCAUCAACAUCGUCAGCGGCAGCAUCUAAUCAUCAAUAUCAGGCGUCAUCCUCUAGGAAAACAUCUUUAAAUUCAACUACUAAGACAACGUCAUCAUCAUCAUCAUCAUUUUCAACAACUAUAACUAGUUUGAAUAAUAAUAAUAAUAAUCAUCGAAUACCUCCGCCUACAUCAUCAUCAUCAUCAAACACUUCUUCGAUUACUAACAACAUUAAUAAUCAAACAAUUCUGUCAUCGACAUUAUCGUUAGUUAAAAAUGAUUGUAAUAAUAAUGAUCAUUGUCGUAGUUUAGUGGCUGAAUCAUUAUCAUCAUCAUCAUCUCAACAUCAAUUGAAACGUGAUUCAUAUUUGAAUAACAUUGGACAACAACACCCAAUACCAUUUGUACCAAUAUCAUCAUCAUCAUCAUCAUUUUUAGAUAAUUUAUUAAUAAAUUUUACAAAUUCUAUGCCAUCAUCAAUUGAAUUGGCGCCAUUAGCAUUAGCAGCUAUUCAACAACAACAACAACAACAACAUAAUCAUCAUCAUUCACAUAAUCAACAACAACAACAACAACAAUUACAACGUGAUCUAAUGCAAAAUUUAUUACCAUUUGUUCCAAAUCAAAAUUGUCAUCAUACAUCAUCAUCGUCUUCGGUUGCUACAUUUCCAUUUCCUUUUCGUUUAUCAAAUUUUUCAUCAUUGAACAACAAUAAUAAUAAUAAUAAACCAUUAUUGAUGCGUUCACCAAUGGAUCUGGUGCUACGUUGUUCAACACCAAAUUGUCUUUGUGAAUGUUUUCAACCGGGUAAACCAUUGAUGCGUCAUUGUGCACAUUGUAAUCAUGGUUGGAUUGCACAUGUGAUGGAACGAUUAAAUCUGGAUAAAUUACUUAAAUAUGGUCCAACAGCAUCAUCAUUGGCUGCUGCAGCUGCAGCAGCAGCCGCAUCACAUAAUUUACCUGGAUUUACUAAUACACCACCUACAACAACAACAACAACAGCGGCAACGACAACACCAAAUAUUAUUGCCGGUACCGGUAAUACAUUAUUCGAUAUUGCAUCAUUAAUGUUAUUCGGUACACAUGCAUUACCAAUACGUUUGAAAAUAUUAUUAGAUCGAUUAUUAUGUACAUUGGAACAUGAUGAAUUAGUUAAUUUAUUACAUGCAUUUGGUUGGACAUAUGAUGAUUAUUCACGUGGUUAUAUGUUACAGGAUUCAAUUGGUAAUAUUCUAACCAAAUGGAUAAUCGUUUCGAAAGAAGAGGAAAUUUAUAUUAUACAAUUAUUUUUAAAAUUUCCUGAAACCAAAAUGAUUGCACAGAAUUUUGUUAUGAAUGAAACAAUGAUAUUACAAACCGCAUCCGCUGCCGCAGCUGCUGCUGCCUCAACAACUGCAUCAAAUAUUACAGCAUCAUCCGUACAAUACUCAUCAUCAGCUUUAUCACCAACAACAACAACUAAUACAACAACAACAUCAGCAAUCAAUGAUUCAUUAUCAUCAUUAAUGGCAAAUAAUAGUUGUAGUGCAAUAUUAUUGAAUAAUCAUCAUCAACAACAAAUGAAUUCACAAAAAUUAUCAUCAAAUAAUAUCAAAAUGAAAAUUAAUAAUGAUUAUAAAUAA